Messenger RNA from Meyerozyma guilliermondii ATCC 6260, 1845 nucleotides. RefSeq lists its product as uncharacterized. Gene Ontology annotation, biological process: regulation of DNA-templated transcription; DNA-templated transcription. Lineage: Eukaryota; Fungi; Ascomycota; Pichiomycetes; Serinales; Debaryomycetaceae. Gene Ontology annotation, cellular component: nucleus. Bases 1 to 1845 code for a protein of 614 amino acids. The record is from RefSeq and is a predicted model, not a curated record. Gene Ontology annotation, molecular function: DNA-binding transcription factor activity, RNA polymerase II-specific; DNA binding; zinc ion binding. The transcript has a single exon.
AUGCAGGUCGAGCUCUAUUGUAAUGUCGGGGAGUCUCGUAUCUCUCCGAUAUGUAAGCACCGAAGAAUUUGCUAUUCGUAUAGAAUGUUUAGCAAGAUAGCUUGCAUACAUUGUAAAUCGAACAAAAGAAGGUGCGACCGCAAACUUCCCACUUGUACUUUAUGUGCUUCGAAGCAGCGUCAAUGCAACUAUCCUGAGAAAGACCAUAGACGGCCAGCAACUCGCAAAUAUAUCGACACCUUACUCGAUCGUAUAAAUGUCUUAGAGUCCUCCUUAAAGCACCACAAACUCCUCGAAGCAAACUAUCCUACUGCAGAUGAAUUGAAAGCUGAGUCUCAGAUCAAUUCUUUGAAUCAAAUCAGCGCUUCUGUUCCUCACGAUUUGUCCAUACUCCAAUUCUUCGAAGCAAAUGAAGACGAUUAUUCAAAAGGCCGAACGAAUGGUAAUUUUCCACCAUCGACUUCCAUGACUGCAAAUGAAAUAGGGUUGGGGCUUCCCAGAUGGCAAUUAAAUAUAUCUGAUGAUGGAGAAGUUUCCUGUCGCGGACCAUCAAGUUUAAGGUUUGUAUCUAUCUCCAACAAUCAACAAGUAAAGACUUUUCCCGUCACCGUUGCAGUUCCACUUUUUGAUGAAUUUCAUCAAGAAGUCUUCGCUUGGUUCUUUAAGUGCAUCAAUAAUAGCUUGCCUCUAGUUGAUGAGCAUUUAUUCAUGAGUUCUCUAAAUGAAGCAAUAGAUGGAGAUGAGCUUGGUGAGUAUAGUCCAAUGGCGUUGAUAAACACUAUCAUGACGUUCUACUUUCUUUACCAAGGUAAAAAGCAAGAAGCUGCUGACUUCAAAAUCUUGGCUGUGAGACAGUUGGAGAACUUGGCGGAAACCAACCCCAAUUUAAGUACGAUCCAGACAUUAGUAUUAUUGUCCCAGAUAUCGAUGCUCGAUGGCAAUGAAUUUCAGAGCUCCCAAUUCAUUGCAAGAGCAACGGCUGCGUCAUAUCAUUUGGGCCUACACGUUACAGCUGAAAAACUUGUUGCGAGAGGUAAAUUAUCUCCCGAGGAAGCAAGGUUGAGAGAUAAUGUUUUUUGGUCCUGCUUUUUGGUUGAUAGGAUUAGAUGCAUUAUAGUGGGGAUGCAUCCGUAUAUGAAUUGCACAGAUAUUUCAAUAUCUUUGCCUGAGGCUGCAGCAAAUGUUAUUGGAUUCAAUGAGUAUGAAACCUUUAAAGAAUCACUCCUCUUUCACAAUUUGGAGGUUGCAUUGUCCGAGAGAUGUUUUUCGGCUGCUAAUUCGUUCGGUAUUGUAGACAAACCUAUCGAGACAUUGACAUUACAGCAAAAGAUAGCCGUUUCAGAAGCAUCGGUAUCAAUUAACAGGUGGAAGAAAGACAUGAGUUCAGAGGCACGGUUCAUCAACAACAAAUCAAUCAAUGCAAUGCAAUUGCAAGUUUCCAUCCUAACUACCAGCAUAUUGUUUAACAAGACCUUAAUGAAGGAGCCUGUGAUAGGAGAUCACACCCAGGGCGGCCAUAAUUCUGAUCCUCAAAUGAUCGCCUUAAGCUGCUUCCGUUGGGCUCAAGAGAUAAUCAAGCUUUGUAGUGAAUAUGAAUUAAGCGAAACUUUGUUUCUCUACAAGUUCAUUUAUUCCAUUUUCUUGAGCUGUUUCAUUUGCCUUUACAACAUGACUUCACCAAGUCCAAGAAUAAAGAAGGUGUCCACUACCUUUGCAGUCAAAGCGAUCAAACUAUUGAAAGAGUACCAGGUAUAUGCCACUGUUGUUGAUACAUACUUGGCCCAUUUGAACAAAUUUCGUCAGGCAUGGUUCGCAUCUGCGACGGAGUUACAAGAGUAUUUUUAG